UAAUGCCUCUAUUUUUUGUACCGGUCGAUUUCAAGCUUCGGCUGCAUUUAUUUCUCUAUUCGUUUGGCGCGAACCAAUUUUCUCAAUUUUAGUGAAGAAAUCAAUUGUAAUACAUGGCGGGCAUAUCAUCCCUCUCAGUGAGAGGCAUAAGAAGUUUUGGUCCAGAAGAUAAUGAUGAACAAAGGAUUGCUUUUGAUAAGCCGCUAACUUUGAUUCUCGGUCAAAAUGGUUGCGGAAAAACAACAAUUAUCGAGUGUUUGCGCUAUGCAAUUACCGGCCAGACACCGCCUGGCAGUCGGAAUGAGUGUUUUGUACAUGAUGCUAAAAUUAACAGAAGUACAGAAGUGUUGGGGCAAGUUAGGUUGAAGUUUGUGAAUGCUAAAGAUAAGCAACUGGAUGUAUCAAGAUCAAUGAAAGUGACAGCCCUUCCUAAGAAGAAGUCUACAUUUAAAACCCUCGACUCCUUCCUGUCCACGGUUGAUGAGCAGGGCAAGACUAAGGAUAUAUCUUCAAGAUGUGCGGAUUUAGACUUCAUGAUUUACGAAGAACUUGGAGUGUCCAAGGCUAUCAUAAACUCGGUGAUCCUAUGCCACCAAGAGGACUCGGGCUGGCCGCUGGAUGAGGGCAAGAAGGUGAAGGAGCGGUUCGACGAGAUCUUCGACGCGGACAAGUACAGCGACUGCUUCGACAAACUCAAGAAGAUGAGGAAGGAGUACACUUUGAGCAUCAAGAUGUUGACUCAAACUGUUCAGCAUUUAUCAGAGAAGAAGGAGGAACUAGACAAGAAGAAACUAGAAGUUGUGAACACCGAGUCCAAAAUAUCCGAGUCGGAGUUGAAGGUGGCCGAGCUCACCAACCAGAUGAACCCUAUCACCACCAAGAUAAACGCCAUAGUCACACUUCAAAAGAACCUAGUGCAGUUUGAGUCUAAAAAAGAAAAGAUCAAAACUAAAUUGGAACAUAACAAAACUCUAGAAGAAGAACUAACAAAGGCAAUCAAAACCAUGUUUGAGGGCACAACAGAGGAACUACAAGAAAAUAUUAAGAACUACGACGCGACGGCCAAGACUAAGAAGAAGGAGCUGGCGGACUCGCACAAGAAGGUCUUCACCUUCAACAAGGAGGAAGAGGCUAUGGCCAACGAAAUGUCUUCCAAUGAGGUGAAGUUCAACAAGCUGAUGCUGCUGGAGAGCCAGCAGCAGGAGCGCUUCGAGAAGCGGAACAAGCUCAUCGUCACCACCGCCAAGCUCGCUGACAUGGAGAUGGCAGAGAUCACAAACGACGAAGAAGCGGAAGCAGGCUCACAAACCAUGGCGGAUAAGCUGAAGACCCUUCAUACGGAGCUGAAGGCGUGCCGCGCCUCCGCCGACCAGGAGGAGAGGGCGCUGCAAGCCGCCGUCGACGAGAGCCGGGACGGCGUCACCCGCCACAAGCAGAAGAUCGUCGGCAAAGAGAGCGAGAUCCAGAAAGUGAACAAGGACGUGAUCCGCAAGAACAAGGAGAUCGCGGAGGUCAACGACACCAAGCUCAAGCUCGACGCGUUGGAGAAGAAGAUGAAUACUGCUGAGGAAGAGUACAAGAAGCAAGAGGCGGAACUCAACCCCGAGGAGACUCAGAAGCAGAUCGAGGCAGAUGAGAAGGUCUUGGAGGAACAUGAUAAGGAGUACCAGGAACUCACUGCUAAGGUAACAAAACUCCAGAAAGAGAGCGCCAAAAUGAAAGAGAAAGACAUCAUCGAGGAACAACUCAAGACCAAACAGAAGCAACUAGAAGUGCUCAAGAACAAGCAUCGUUCGGCCAUUGUGGAGUUACUGGGAGACAUGCCAGAGAAAGACUUUGCGUUGUCGGUUAAUAAGUUGGAGGUCGAGAACAAGACUGAAGUGGACGCCGCUAAGAAGAAGCUGAAGAGUAAGACUAUUGAGAUAACUCGACUAGAAGCGGACCGCAAGCACAUCCGCGAGGCGCUCACGGAGCGACGCGCCGAGUUGUCCACCGCCGAGGACAAGAUGUACCAGGCGUGCGGCACACAGACCUACCCGGCCACGCUGGACAAACUCAACAACGCCGUGGAGAAACUGCAGGAAGAACAAAACAUGCUGCAGUCGUCGCUGUUCAUAAUCGGAAAGUACAAGGAGCAGCUGCAGGAGAACAACAGCUGCCCGCUGUGCAGCCGCGGGUUUGAAGCUCAGAAUGAGGUGACCGAGCUACUCUCAGACCUCACAACAAAAGUAAUGAACGUCCCCUCAAAACUGGAGAAGGUCACAGAAGAACUCCAGAAGGCUUCAGCGGAGAAGGACCAUCUGCUCACGCUGAAGACGCUCAAUGAGAAGAUCACGCAACUGAAGGAGAAGGAUAUACCGGCGUUGGAGACCAGACUCGAGGAGGCUGAUAAGAAAAUCGCGGAGCUAACAGCAUCAGUAGAAGAGCUGACAGUCAGUAAAGCGGAGCCGGAGCGCAAGCUGGCCGCGGCCAAGCAGGUCUCCGGGCAGAUGCCGCUGUUGGACAAGUGCAUCAGCGAGGUGCACGCCGCUAGCAAGAGUUUCGAGUCCAUCCAAGCGCAAUGCGUCGACUUCGACACAACAACCAACCUCGACGAAGCCAUCUCCAAGCAAGAAGGUCUCCGUACCGAGAUCAGUGCCCUCCGAGCCCGGGUCAAGACCACGCAGACGCGGCUCAACCAGCACAACAAGAAGCUGCAGAAGAUGGCCGAGGCUAAGAAUAAGCUGAAGGAGCAGAUGCUUAAUAUGCAGAAGAAGGUGCAAGAGCUAGUUACACUACAAGAGACGCUCAAGCAACUGGAGGAAAACAAGGAGAAGUUCGCAGUAGAACUAAAAGAACUACAAGAAGGUAUCACGCCGCUCGACGCCGCACUCGCUGAGGCGCAGAAGGCUAAGAGCGAGGCUGUUAAUAGGAACAGGAGCCAAUUAGACAUAAAGAGAAGCUACAUCAACCUCGUGGAAGCGUCUUACGAGAAAGUGAAGACGGUUGUGAAAGAAAUCAAGAAGCACAUCGAACAGAAUGUCCCUCAAGAGAUGGAGAAAGUGAAAGAGGCGAAUGAAGCAAUUAAAGAGAAGAUGAAAGAGCUGGCUGCGACCAGGACUGAGGUUACGAAGAAGAUUGAUAUGCUGAAGGAUGAACUGGCUAAGCAAGAAAUCUACAAACGCGACCUAGAAGACAACCUCAAACUCCGCAACGCUCAAAAAGAAUGCGAGAACUGCGCCAAAGACCUCACGGAAGUCGAGGAGAAGCUCAGCGGAGUGGACGUGGAGAUGAUCAAGGAGAAGGAGCCGCUGAUACAGCAGCAGACGCAGCUCUUCAAGGAGAAGGCCGAGACGGAAGGACGGUUGAAGGAGCUUAAGGAAAACCUGAAACAUCUGAAGGUAGAGCUCCUGCGGUCACAGAACAAAAACAUAGAGACGAAAUACAAGGAGGCGUUCUACGACCUUGAAAUAAUGAAGGCGAUGGACAAAGAUAUUCGCGACUACUCUGUGGCGCUGGAGCGAUGCGUCAUGGAGUUCCACAGGGAGAAGAUGGAGAAUAUCAACCUUAUUAUCAGAGAAAUGUGGAGGAAAAUAUACAGAGGGAACGAUAUUGAUUACAUCGAAAUUAAAACCGAAAGCAGUAUGUCCUCCGACUCGGAUCGACGCAAAUAUGAUUACAGAGUGGUGCAGUGCAAGAGCGGCGUGGAGAUCGACAUGCGCGGGCGCUGCAGCGCGGGGCAGCGCGUGCUGGCGUGCCUCAUCAUCCGCCUGGCGCUGGCCGAGACCUUCAGCUCCAGAUUCGGCAUCCUAGCCCUCGACGAGCCCACGACAAACCUGGACGAUGAAAACAUCCGCAGUCUCUGUUCCGCACUCGGCGAGAUCGUGCAGGAGAGAAUGAGACAGAAGAACUUCAUGUUCAUCAUCAUCACUCACGACAAGGAGUUCAUCGAGAGUCUAGGAAAUAUUGAGAAGGUCUCCCACUAUUAUUAUAUCUCGAGAAAUGAUGACGGCAAGUCGAGAAUUAAGAAAGUAAAGUUUAUGUAAUUAAAUAAGUAAGAUAGUUUUAUAUGGUGUUUCGGACUUCAAGUGUUUCCUCAAGUAUUUCUGUCGAUGUUCAAAUAUUUUUGUACAUAAAGUUUCCGUUUAGGAAUCUUUUGUUUAUGGUAUGUGUAUCAUAUGCUAUAAAUAUUGCGUGACUAGUAGAUUGAAGAACAUAUUUUGCCACAUUAAAGAUGUUUAUGGAAGUAGAACGGGUGUCUAUUGGGCUCAUAAUCACUGGUUGUUUAAAUAUGGCAAGAUCUCAAUAUAGGAUGCAGUCAGUGAAGUCAUUGAAUGAAAGGCCGAAUGUAAAAGAAACUGAUUGUGAGCUUGAUAGGGCACAGCUGCGAACGUAAUAAUGGUCAACUUCCAAUAAGUCGUAAGGUCGUGCUGUAAAAUAAGAUAAAUAAGUCAUUCCUAAUAAUUUUGUCUUUAAUCUGCUAAUUCUGUAUGAAAAUUUCCUGUUCAGUGAUAAGGAUAAGGCUCGACUUUCUAUAUUUUGUUACUUUAAUUUCAAUUUAUAUAUCGAUAUAUAUUUUGAUUAUAAUUUUGGUCUUUAGAUUGAAUAAAGAAAACUUUUAAUAUUUUAUAA
Molecule: messenger RNA, 4611 nt
Organism: Plutella xylostella (diamondback moth)
Lineage: Eukaryota; Metazoa; Arthropoda; Insecta; Lepidoptera; Plutellidae
Source: RefSeq, a predicted model, not a curated record